AUGUCCGUUUGGGUGGGCAGUGGCUGCGCCGGCGGCGGUGAGGUUCGCCCGCCGCCCGCCGCCACCGCCACUCUCAUGUCGACCAACACUUCUAUGGAGUCGGGAAUUGAGGCGGGGGUACUGCCCACAGUUACGGGAUCCCUCGCCUCAGCACGGGACUCUCUGGGAUCCUUGUCGAGAGCCGCUGAACCCCUCUAUGAUACAGAUCACACUGAUCUUGGCUCAGAAAUUGAUGAGGCGGACAUCAGAAGGGAGUUGAUGCACGAUUUUGAUCCAGAGGGUUUUGGUGAAAUUCCGUGGCCAGAUUUCCUUAAGACACUUCAGCAUCCCGACUUCAUAGCACAGGUGCCUCAUCACAAACGAGAGGUAACAGCAUUAUUCUGUAUUACCAUUGUCUUUAGUAUCUAGGAAAUCAUUUAAUAACGUAAAAAGUAGCCUAUAUGUUUAUCCAAGCAAAACAUCAAAAUCCGUUCAGUAGUUUUUGCGUGAAAGAGUAACAAACAUACAUAACUACAAACACUAUCACAAACUUUGGCAUUAAAAGUAUUCUUUAGUGCUAAUAAGUAACUUUAUUUUUCUCAUAAGACGUAAUUUUUCUUAAUAAAUCUACUCUAA
Diatraea saccharalis (sugarcane borer) is the source of this 615-nucleotide messenger RNA. Lineage: Eukaryota; Metazoa; Arthropoda; Insecta; Lepidoptera; Crambidae. The record is from the annotation of a GenBank genome assembly.